AUGGGAUACGUCUCUGACAGCUUUCGCGAGCUUGGGCGGUCCACAAUUCUCAGCGUGCAACUCUCCAACGCACUGAUUGGCAUCAGUGCGGGCGUGGAGGUGCCCCUCAUCACUAUGGUGGGCCGCAAGCUCGCGUACGAUGAAAAAAACAUCGCUGGCUACGUCACGCUAACCGCCGUUUUCCGCGUGCUCGCGGAUAUUCCUAGUGGAAUGCUCACGGAGUGCUUCGAUAUGCGUCGGCUCAUGAUGGGGGCUGCUUUUUCUCAGGCUAUUGGCUGUGCCGUUGCGCUGGUGCUGAAACCAGGCCCGUUCCCGCUUGGCGUCUUCGCUGUAAUGGACGGCGUCUCCGUUGGGGCCUACUUUCUGACGCGCCACAUCUACGUCAGCAGUAAGGCGAAGCGAGCACACCGUGGCAUCGUCUUCUCUUUCCUUGCGGGCGUGCUGCGCUGGUCCCACGUGGUGGGGCCACUGCUGCUCGGCGCCGCAGCCAUCAUGUGGGACGACGAACAGUUUUACUUUCUCGUGCCCCUCCUUACCUCUUUAUUGGCCGGGCUGUGCAUUCUGCUGGACGGCUGCUUCUGCCAGUCACACGUCGGGGGUGACGCCCACGAGCGGCAGGCGGUGAAGGAAGCGGUGACGGCGGAGGAGGCAAGGCGGCUCCUGCCCGUCGCAAACGGGGCAACCACGACACGCGUGAGGGUGGAAUGUAAUGGAGAUCCGGUGGCGGAGCCGUCGUACGCGGGGACCGCCGUGGCGUGUGGUAAAGCUGCCUGCGGCAGAGGUGGCAGCCUCUCCACGCCCGGGCCUGCGCCACCCCCACAGGAGGCUGGCUGCGGUCAACCCAGGGCACAUGCGGACUUUGGGGUGUGGGCGCUUUGCACCGUCAUCGUGGAAUUCUGGUCCACAAUCUGGCGACUUGGGGGAUACAUACUCCUGUACGUUUCACUUCGGGCGAACCGAAAGCUACUGCUGACGUUUGCCGCAAUGCGCAUGAACUUUACCAACUCCGAGCUUGCGUUUCUGCUCUCGUUUAGCUUUGCCUUUGACGCCCUUCUUUUCCCGCUGGGCGGGAUUAUACUGGACGUCUACGGCCAUCGCUGGUCCAUGGUCGCAGCCGUCCUCGGCCUCGGCGUCAACUUCAUGCUGCUGCCGCUGGUGCAGUCCCCAUUGUGGUUGUACGCCAUGGCGGCCGCCUUCGGCUCGGCAGAUGCGCUUGGGUGCGGCCUUCUUCUGACGCUUAUUGCGGAUUCUGCGCCAGUGAAGCUUGGCGGCACCUUCUUUGGUGUGAUGCGCACCGUGCAGGACAUGGGGCACGUGCUUGGGGCGAUGGUGGUCUCGGUGAUCAUCAACCAGGUGGACUUCGUCGUCUGCUGCUACGUUUGGUGGGGGGCGAGUGUCCUGGCCGCGCUGUGGGCGUGGUUCAUUUCCCCGGCGACCAUCCGUUGA
Messenger RNA from Trypanosoma conorhini, 1446 nucleotides. RefSeq names its product integral membrane transport protein. Lineage: Eukaryota; Euglenozoa; Kinetoplastea; Trypanosomatida; Trypanosomatidae. The transcript has a single exon. Gene Ontology annotation, biological process: transmembrane transport. Bases 1 to 1446 code for a protein of 481 amino acids. Gene Ontology annotation, molecular function: transmembrane transporter activity. The record is from RefSeq and is a predicted model, not a curated record.